AAUUCUAAAUGUUCGCAGAUCACUCUCUGUACGAGCCGACGCCGCUACAACUGGUACACAUAACCUCAAAUACAAGCUCAGACAUAACCUCAACGUCUCAAUCACGUAGUCUCGGCAACGGAAGUACGGAACAAUUCACGCUCGUCAACGCGAACAACGCGUCGCAAGUGACGGGGGGCAACCUGUCGACCGUCAUAACAGUCGUCGCGGCUUCUUCUUCUUCUUCCCUGCAAACGCUGUCCUCUUCCUCGAACACUGCCAUAAAAAUCUACAGCAGUACCACCAGCACAAGCACAACGACGACCACAACGACCACGACGACUACGACGACGGUAGCCCCAUCCACGUUGCCGGUGAUAGACAAAAACUCGACUCGCGCGGUGUACACACCCGGACACAAGGAGACCGUGGCUCACAAGUGCCCGGACUUUGGCAAAUCCAUUGAUCUCGUGGUUGUCGUGAUGUCGGCUCCAUUGCACUACAUGGCCAGAAACGCCAUCAGAUACACGUGGGGUCAUUACGGUCAGCACAGGGACAUCAGUAUAGUCUUCAUGCUGGGAAGAACCAACAACGUCAGCGUCGAGAAGGAAUUGGAUGCGGAAGUGCGCAAAUACGGUGACAUUGUUCGCGGCAACUUUGUUGACUCGUACUCGAAUUUGACCCUUAAAACGUUGUCGGCUCUCGAGUGGGUGCACACCUAUUGUUCGAAGGUGAAAUUCGUGUUGAAGACGGACGACGACAUGUUCAUCAAUUUUCCUAGGCUCGCGUUUUUCAUCAACAAGCACAAGUCGUUCAAAAAGGUGAUAUUCGGCAAAUUGGCGAAGAAAUGGGGGGUCGUGAGGAACAAGAAGAGCAAAUACUUCAUCUCGGAGACUCAGUACAAAAACAGCUCGUAUCCGAACUUUUGCACCGGUCCGGCUUACCUGAUGUCCAGCGAUGUGAUACACGACCUCUACAAGAGGGCACUGGAGGAGGGCUUUUUCAAACUCGAGGAUGUAUUCAUCACCGGAAUAGUGGCCAAUAAAUUAGGUAUUAGACGCAUUGACUCCCCAGAGUUUCUCAACAGGAAAAUCAGGUACGACGCGUGCAAGGUGCAAAAGAGCAUCAGCAUACACAUGGUGACGUACAGCGAGCAAUUUGAGCUCUGGAAGAAACUACUGGACGGCAAAUCCAAGUGCAAAUGAUGAACUCUGUAUAGGACUAAUGUUGUUUGGUGAUCGAUUUCGUGUUUGUACGAUGUAUAAUUUAAUGUGGAUUCGUUGGCUGGCUACGCUCGCUAUAAGUACUCCAUGCCAAUAAAUCGUGUAUUCGAUGAUCGCACUAACGCGGUGAAGUAAGUGUCUCGAUUUGAGGUUAUGUGUUUUCUUACGGGUGAGUCUGUGCGUUUUAAAGUGAUACUUAAGGAACCUUUUAGUAUUAAACCAAUCGAAAUUAUAAAGAGUAAUCACAAGUAUUGGAUUGAAGGAUGCGUUUGAGUCGAUUCUUACUUUGCCAGCGUUACUGUGAAAAAAGAUGAUAGUUUUAAUUACACAUUGAGAGAAAAAAGUAAUAAGAAUGAUAGAGAAAUUCCAGAAAAAAUUACCAUUCU
This is a messenger RNA of Copidosoma floridanum, 1588 nucleotides long. Its product is annotated as beta-1,3-galactosyltransferase 5-like. Lineage: Eukaryota; Metazoa; Arthropoda; Insecta; Hymenoptera; Encyrtidae. The record is from RefSeq and is a predicted model, not a curated record.